This is a messenger RNA of Porites evermanni, 4095 nucleotides long. The record is from the annotation of a GenBank genome assembly. Lineage: Eukaryota; Metazoa; Cnidaria; Anthozoa; Scleractinia; Poritidae.
AUGGAGGAAAAAUUAAAAUCCCUAUUUUUGAAACUUCAGGAUGUUUUUCAUCCUGAGGUUGGAUGUGAAAACACUAGGACAAAAGAGAGAGCUAAAAAUUAUCCAACUGCUCCUGGUAACCUGGCCGUUUCCCAAGAGGAUAAGUGUGCCUUUAAAUCAUUGCUUUCCCAUGUUGAGGAGACCAUUUUGAAACCAUGGAGUGAUAACCAAGCUGAGCUCCUAGUUCUAACUCGCUUUGAGGAUGACGAUCUAAACCAAGUGAACUGCAUGUCAGUCCUAAGUUCUUUUGGAUUUACCAGAGGUGACAAAACUUCAUUGGAAAUGGUGAAAAGCUACAUAAAAAAUCAUUGUGACCAAUGCUAUCCCAAUUCUCCCCUUCUGAUGAAUAACCUUGGGGUAAUGUUCAGUGAAAAUGCACUUUAUGAGGAGAGCGAAGAUUGUUUUAAUAUGGCCAAGAUUUACUGUCAACAUGAGGACAAUAUUAAAGAUGCAGUAAUUACUUUGAAUCAAGCAGUUCUGAAGAAGACCUUGGGUAAAUACAAAGAAGCGGCUAAUCUUGCUACCUCUGCAGCUUCCUUGUGUGAUGACACCUCUAUGAGAACAACAAAUUAUGCUCAACUACCAGUGAAGUUGCUGGGAAGAAUUGCUGAUAUGUUACAAGAGUUUGGAAACCACCAAAUGUUGAAGAAGAUUCUGAGAACUGCUGUUCACUUUGACAUCCCAGGUGCUGACAAAGCUGUUACAGCUGUUUUAUGCAGGCAAUUGAUGAAAAUCCAGCUUGAGGAAAUGGAUAAAAAAAUUGAAGCCAAAGAAGUGAAAGAUUUUAUCUCCCAUUUUCUUACUUUGCCGGCUAAACCAGAUGCUUUUAAGAUGUCCAUGAAUGCUGAGCUCAUAAGAACUGUUAUCCAGGCAGCAAAGAUUUGUCGCAAUACUGGUCAAUGCAAAGAAGCUUGCGAGUUAUUAAAGAAGUUGCAAAGUAUUCUCCUUCUUGUCCAUGGUGAAAAUAGUUUUCUCUAUGGAUCAUUAUUAUACCAAAUGGGCCUCUUCCUGCAUGGCUCCGGAAGGUUUAAUGAUGCUGAGACUGCACUGAAGCAGGCUGAAGGUAUCUUGAUUUGUUAUUGUGUAGAAAAUCAUCAUUCAGUUGCCUUGUGUAGGAAAGUCCUGGGUUCCUGUAUUCUGCUAAAGGGCAAUGCCAAAGAUGCCUCAGAGUACCUAAACAAGGCCUUGACAAUUUUCAAGAAGCUAAGUCCCUUUCAUCCAGAAGUAGGAGAGAUUCUUUUGAAACUUGCCUUCUUGUAUUCUGAAGAAGGAUUAAGUUUUCAGCAAGCCCAAGAAACCUUGCAAGAAGCAGAAGCUAUUUUCAAAUUAUCCUGUGGUGAGGUAUCUUGCAAGACAGCUAAUGCAUACUUUCAAGUAGGAAUGAUCUUGCAGAGGUUUAAACAGUUCCGUUUGGCAGCUGUUAAGAAAAUACAGAAAGGCAUAGAUGUGAUGUUAAAUCUUGGAAUGAGUUUAAAUCAUCCUGAUGUCAUGUUUUGGAGCAGUUUUUUGGGCGUCUUAAAGCAGUCCUUUGGCAUGGUGAGAGAGGCAGAAAAGUGCUUUAUUGAUGUCCAAAACAGUGUUCCCUUUUGUGAUGAGCUAGGCAGCAAGGAAGCAGAAAUCCGUACAUCCGAAGACUGGUCCCUACACUACAGAGACAAAGCUGACGAUAGAGGUGACAGAUCUUCAUCAGUGAAAGCUCAGGUAAUGGACCAAGUAAUGACAAGUAAUGGACCAUUGGGGGCAAGGGACUGGGAGAGUGAAGGUGCUAGACCAAAGCAGGUCAGCAAGAAAGGCCGUUCAGAGGUGAUGCAGAUAGCAAGUGAACCCCCUGUUCCACCGUUUGGUGCUUUUUUAGCAGAGAGCUCAAAUGAUUCAUCACUACCUCAAGGAGGACGUGUUGAAAGAACGUCAACGGAAAUGACCUGCCAAGAAUGGUUGACAAGAGAACAAACGGCUAGAAAAAGAGACGAGGGGAACGAUAGGGACAUGCAAGAUGCUGGAAGGAGAUCAGAAGAAGAAAAUGCUGGUGCGUCAGAACAGUCGACAGAGAGUCCAAAGUUUUCAGAGACGUCCUUCGUUCAAGUAGUAUUGAAGGAAGAGGAGAGACGUGAACAGGUUGUAGGGGGAAGUAGCGAACAGAGAGUCAGAGAAAGGAUAAAAAGAGAAGAACGUGAGAUGAAGGAAGCUGGAAGUUGGCCACAACAAGGGGGAACUACAUACUCACAACAACUGCAAGAGAAUUAUUACAACCAAAGUACAUCAUCUUCAUCCAGCACCCAGAGUGACAAAAUAACUGUGGAAGACAUGUCCUUUGUACAACAAGGUGCCUUUCUAGAUGCAAAAGUGACAGGUAAUAAACCAUUGGGGGCAAGGGACUGGGAGAGUGAAACUUAUCAAUCACAGCAGGUCAGCAAGCAAGGUCUCUCAGCGGUAGUGCACAUACCAAGGGAACCCCAUGUCCCACAGUUUGGUGCUUCUUCUGUAGACAGCUCAAAUGACUCAUCCCUUUCUCAAGAGCAACAUGUUGAAAGAACAUCAAGCGAAAGGGAGCAAGGUGGACAGUUUGAAAGGGAAAUAAACUUCCAAAAAUGGAUAAGAAGAGAACAGGGAGCUGGAAAAAGAGGAGAGAAAAAGGAAAGGAAGAUCCAAGAAUCUAAAAGGACAUCGCAGGAAGAAAAUGCUGAUGCUGUUUCAGAACAGUCGACAGAGAGCUCAGUGUUUGAAGAGACCUCCCUGGUUAAACCAUUAUUGAGGGAGGAGGCGAAACGUGAUCAGUUUGUUGCACAAAACAAUGAACGGAGAGCCAAAGAAAGGACAAGAAAACAAGAAAGGGUUGUACGCGAAGCUGGAAGUUGGCCACAACAAGGGGGAACUACAUGCUCUCAGCAACUACGUAAGAAUUAUGACAACCAAGGUGCAUUAUCUUCAUCCAGCAUCCAGAGUAAUAAAAUUGUGGAAGAAACUCCUUUGUUACAGCAAGGUGCCUUUCUAGAGGAAAAAGUGACUGGUAAUAGACCAUUGGGAGCAAGAGACUGGGUGAGUGAAGGUGCUAAACCAAGGCAGGUCGGCAAGAGAGGUCGUUCAGAGGUGGUGAAGAUAGCAAGUGAACCCCCUGACCCACGGUUCGGUGCUUCUUCUGUAGACAGCUCAAAUGACUCAUCACUUUCUCAAGGACGACGCGUUGAGAGAACGUCAAGGGAAAGGGACCAACGUGGACAGUUUGAAAGAAAACUUAACUGCCGAGAAUGGAAGAUAAGGGAACAGAGACCUGCAAAAAGAGGAGUGAGAAGGGAAAAGAAGAUGCAAGAGGCUCAAAACAGAUCACAAGAUGAAAAUGCUGCAUGCUCACAGCAGUUACGUGACCAAUGUUCAUUGAACACAUCCAAACCCCAAGGUGGCAUUGCGGAAAAUAUUCCUUUAUCACAGCAAGAUGCCCUUGCAGAUGCAGGGAGACCAUCAGCUGCAACUGAUCGAGAACGUGAUGGUUUAACUGAUGAGUUUUUGGCAAGACACACCCAAGACAUGUCCCUUCGUGGUAGUCUUAAUCAGAGCAUUGGCACAAAUGUGUCAUUGCCCCCUGACAUUUCAGCACAGGGAACUUCUUAUACUGACGGUUACUUUAGGGAUAGCCAAAAUCGAUAUCACUCUGAUCCCGAGCAGAGCGCAGGACAAAACCCAACUUUGACACCUGGAAAUUUAAACAGUGCAGCAGACAAUGAGAAUGCAACAAAUGAUCCACGUGGAUAUAUACUGAACCAGUCUGUGUCUGUUUCCAGUACUGAUUUUGCUCUUGGAUCGGGAACCAGACGUCAGUGGCCAAUACACUUUUCCUCAUCUAAUGCAGUUAUGUCUGCUGCUGAAGUGGUGGCCCAGGAAGACGUACCUGUUGAUGAACCAUGUCAUGGUGGUGGGAACAUCACCAGAGGUGCUCCCAUAAGAGAUUAUGUUCCUGAGUCUCUAGACAUCACAGGCAGCUCAUUGACAUGGGUUCCGCAUCAAAGAGACACAUCUCAGCGCUAUUCCAGAAGGGUAAGGGGAACAUGGCCAAUUAGUUGA